CUAACUAGCUAGUUACUUGAAGAUUAAAGAAAGAAACAAUAUAUGAGAGCGAAGGAAAGAGUACUAUAUAUAUCACAUCGAGUUGAAGAGCUAAAGAUACACAAAUCGAAAAGAGUGAGAGUGAGAGUGAGAGAGGCUGCAUACAGCAUCUCAGUACUAUUGCUUCUAGGAAAGGAAAGUGGCUCUGCUGCUACUGCUGCUGCUUGAACCAAACAAUUAAUUGCCCUUCUCCAGUACAGGCCAAGGCAGCAAAGUGCAAUAGAUGGGAGAAAUUCGUUCACCAUAUUUUUCACUUGACCAAUAUCACUAUGGAGAUAAUUCUGAUAUUCAUUCGCCGUGCUUUUCGUAUGGCGUAGAGGACUUUCAAGGAGAUAAUGCUGAAAUUCAUCCACCUUAUUCUUCAGCCGGAGACUACCUUGCAGAUAAUACUGAAAUUCAUUCUGAAGCAUUGUUUCAUCAAGAUAUUUCUGGAAAUUCAUACAAUGCACAACAAUUUGUUAAGCAUGGAAAAGUACUCCGUCAUGCUAGAGUAGCUUUGACAAAUGAACAAGAGAGUGAUGUGUGCAUCUACAGAGUUGGCGAGGCACUUCGCAAAUCAAAUGAAGCCAUGUACAGUCCUCAAAAAAUUUCUAUAGGCCCUAUUCACCACGGCAACAGAAAUCUGCGUUUCAUGGAAGGGAAAAAGUAUGAAUACUAUGAACAGUUCUGGAAUGACAGGGUGUCAAAAAGCGAACGGAAAAGGGCCGAGGACGAGUUCUGGGAUGCCCUGCAAGAAGAUGAAAAUAAGAUCCGCCAACGUUAUGAAGAUGGUUCCCAUGGAAUUGAAAAUUCUGAAGACUUUCUGGAUCUGAUUCUGUACGAUGCUGUAUUCAUCUUCCAGCUAUUCCUCAAGUACAGUGAAGAUAGAGAGGAGUUUAAAAAAGAUUCUGUAUUGAAAGUAACAGGGUUGAGGCUGGCGAUUCUACGGGACUUGAUUUUGUUUAAAAUCAGCUUCCAUUCUUUAUUCUUGAGAAAUUAUAUAAAAAACUUCCAGAAAACAUUAAAGGAAAACACACGGAAUUUAUAACUCUUGCUUGUUCCUAUU
Populus euphratica (Euphrates poplar) is the source of this 1084-nucleotide messenger RNA. RefSeq names its product UPF0481 protein At3g47200-like. Bases 263 to 1066 code for a protein of 267 amino acids. The record is from RefSeq and is a predicted model, not a curated record. The transcript has 2 exons. Lineage: Eukaryota; Viridiplantae; Streptophyta; Magnoliopsida; Malpighiales; Salicaceae.